Molecule: messenger RNA, 1733 nt
Organism: Opisthorchis viverrini
Lineage: Eukaryota; Metazoa; Platyhelminthes; Trematoda; Opisthorchiida; Opisthorchiidae
Exons: 6
Coding region: 1-1311 (436 amino acids)
Biological process (GO): vesicle cytoskeletal trafficking
Cellular component (GO): trans-Golgi network
Molecular function (GO): small GTPase binding
Source: RefSeq, a predicted model, not a curated record
AUGGAACAGCUGAAAGCAAAAUUGUCCGAACAGGAAGCCCACUUGUCAAAGCUAAUUGCUGAGAACACACGAUUGUCAGAACUGGAGGCAGAAUUGGGAGCUAUUAAACAACGCGAAGAACAGUUGUCGGAAUUCACGCGUCGCCUGACCGAACGGAACGUAAAUUUACAGGCCGAACAUCUUCUGACGAUAAGUCGCCUGGAAGAGUCCGAACAACACUUGGAGCAGUGUAAAACGGAUGCUUUACAAUCUGAAGCAGUCACUGCCGACAAACUGGCGGAGCAUCAGCUUCAAAUCGAGCAGCUACAGCUGGCACUGACCGACCUACGAGAUCAACUUCAACAGUCCCGGGACCGCGAAAGUGAGCUACGUUCAGAAUUGAUGGUGGAACGAGAGCAGUCCGACUUGACGCACAAGCGUGACCUUGGACGAAUACGGGACCUAACACGCCAGCUGGCACGUGUGGCGCAAAAUCGAUCCAUGUCCCUCACGAGUGGCUUAAACCCGAAUCGCACGGAGGAUGCGAACAUGAUGGAUUCGGAGACCGCGGAUAACGAAUCGGUGUGCAAGUUGAGCCUAGAUUCACCCACUACUUCUUCACAUUCGGUCGAGGUGGGUGCCAAAUCAGACUGGCCGACUGUGAACAAACCAAUCGUCUGCUUGGGGAACACUCUGAUGAUAUCCGGUGAGGAGAAAACAUACAAAGAACCUAGCGAACAGUCGGAGCUUCAUUUCGACGAGCCGGAGCGUGCCGCUUGGAUAGCAAAGAUUGAUCGAUUGCAGCGGAUUCAGCUACGCCUGACUGACAAGAUGGAGUUUCUUCAAGAACAUUGCUUUCAGCUGACUGAGGAAUUGAACAAAAAGAGCCGAAUAAUUCAAUCGUUUGUCCUGGCACAGAAACAUUUCGGAUCUGCUGCUCCCAACUCGGUGGAUGCCAACCGAGCCCGGAUCGCUCAAACCGGUGGUCUGAUGGCUUCUCUGUACGGUGGAAAGCAUUCCAAAGAUGCUUAUGAUCGCGAUACAUAUUUGGAAAUCUGUCAAAAACUUCAGGCCGUUCUGGAAGAUACGUUGUUCAAGAAUAUUACUCUUAAGGAAAAUAUGGCCACCCUGGGCUCAGAGAUAUCCAGUUUGAACAACAUGAUGAAAGAAAUUCGGGGCGGAGUAUGUGAGAAUUGUCGCCAGGUGAUUCACAACCUAAAGCCAACUCCACCUACAUCACUUUCUUCCCAUUCGAUCGCUUCCAUUCCGAAAUCCGUUUCCCGAUUAAGUCCAGAACCACCUGCAUUCUGCGGUGGCGGGGUCCACGCGUAGCGCUGCCAAUUUGUCUGUUUGUGAUUGACUGUUUUCCUUGACUUUGCUGGUUUCUGUGGUCUGUAUAUUUCCGUUCAAGUCCGUAGUGCAUUUCUGGCCUUCACCUUCCAAUCCAUUGAUCGACUGACUCCAACUCGUACGUCGCGAAGCUGUGAUAACCGCCCAAUGUCCCCCGGCAGUUUCCCUUACCCACCGCCCUUAGAGUUCUUCCUAACUGCACUCCUCUACUUAUAUUAUUCGAAUGACAAGUUUAUUUUUUAACUUAUAAUUUUAUUGUAACCUCUUUACGGCAAAAGUUCGGAAGUCUCCAAAGCUUCCGUCUACCCCUCCGUCGUCUAACCAGUUGUUGUAAAUUUUGUCUUGGUUAUGUGUUUUUUCACUUUUGUUUGAAGUGAGCGCCAUUACGAGCUCGUUUGUCCGUU